GUCAGAGGGAAGCUGGAGGCACACGCGCGCAUCUACGUGCACGCGCGAGAAGCAUAGUUCGGUCCUCUGCUCGGUCCGUGCGUGAGUCGGAGCGGGCGCGCGCAGACACGGCUCGACGGUGUGGGGAUGAAUCAAAGCAGGCGGACGGUCGUGGAGAAAAGUGUGGCGCACGCGUGGACCGCGAACAUGUGAAGUGUUGUGGAAGGAGACGGCGGCGUUGUUGGCUUCUCCCAUUGAAUUCAGCGCUGACAUUAAGUGCGAGGCUGUGCAGCGGCAGAAAGCAGCGUUGGCGGAGCGGACGCGGCUGCUGCGGGAUAUCCGUAGAACAAUGGCAACUCCCCACCCUUGAGGAACUUUGCUACCCAGCACCCUUCCCCCGGCAUCUGACACCUUCAACCGGCUAUCUUUCAUCUCUUUCUUCCAUUUGUACCUUGCUAUAUUCCCCUCCAGCUUUUUGAAGCUCUGGAGUUCAGUCCCUCCUUUACCCUUCACUAUUUCAAAGUCCUUCUUUGUUUCAAACAUGGACUCCUCUGGAAAGAUAUUCACAGCCAAAGAUGCGCACCUCAAGCCCAGAUGCAGCCCCCCUCGCUCUGACCUCAGCGGACUCUACCAUCUGGGUCGAACGCUGGGAAGGGGCCACUUUGCUGUGGUUAAACUGGCUCGUCAUGUCAACACUGGGCAGCUGGUGGCUGUCAAGAUGAUUGACAAGACAAAGCUCGAUGUCAUGGCCACAAGCCACCUCUUACAGGAAGUCAGGUGCAUGAGGCGGGUUCAGCAUCCCAACGUGGUCCGCCUGUACGAGGCCAUUGACACACCCACCACCCUCUACCUGGUGAUGGAGUUGGCUGAAGGCGGAGACCUCUACGACUACAUCCUUCGCCACGAGGGAGGCGUGGCUGAGAGCACUGCCAAGCGCCACUUUGCACAGAUUGUGCGUGCUGUGGCGUACUGCCACCAGCUUCACGUCGUGCACCGUGACUUGAAGCCUGAGAACGUGGUCUUCUUCCCCCAACAGGGGGCUGUGAAGCUAACGGACUUUGGCUUCAGCAAUUUAUUCCAACCCGGGACAAUGUUGGCCACCAGCUGUGGAUCGCUGGCGUACUCGGCUCCAGAGAUCUUACUGGGAGAAGAGUAUGACGCUCCAUCUGUUGAUAUCUGGUCUCUAGGGGUGAUACUGUACAUGUUGGUGUGCGGAGUCCCCCCCUUCCAAGAAACCAACGACAGUGAGACUCUAGUCAUGAUCCUUGACUGUCGCUACUCCAUUCCUGAACACAUCUCACACAACUGUAGAGAUCUGAUCUCCAGGAUGCUCCAGAAGGAUCCAGUUUGCCGUGCCUCACUCGAGGAGAUCGAGGCUCAUGACUGGCUGAAGGGGCUGGAUAAUGUCCUCCUUAGCCCAGAGGCACCGCCACACUGGCUCUCGGGGGCAAUGUCUCCCAGCUCCCCCCGCUCUGGCAUGCCUGAGUGUGGGGACCUGCUGAAGAGGUCCACUCUUCAGCACCCCUCCACCAGGCCAUGGCAACCCAGCAUCAGCGUCACGCUUCGUGCACCGCCAGCUGAGGAGCCUACAGCUACCAAGAAUCUACCUGCGCUGCAGCAAAUCUGUGAGGAGAGGGAGGAGGAGGAAGAAGAAGAGGAGGACAAGGAGGAGGAGGAGGAGAGGGGUAGUGUGGCUUCUUUAUUAGCAGCAGAAUCAGAGAAAGAAGCUCAGGUGCAGCUUGAUGAAGUAGAUCAUAUGGGGCACACACGAGAGGAAGAAAGAGAAGACAGUUUAGGAAGCUCAGUGUUGAUAGUGGAGGAUGAAAUGGAAGAGGAGAAAGACACUGGGUGUGUGAUCUCAGAUCAACCAGUUAGUCAUGGGGACAAGGCAGUGAGACCCAAAACAGAGGUUCCACCUUCGUCGCUGCCUGGUUUGGUGGUCCCGUGCUGUCAGGGGCAGCCAGACAACACAACUACAGAGAAAGAACGUGAAGAAGAACCCAAUAACAACACUAACAAAUGUCCUCCCUCUAUCUCUGCAUUCCCGGCUAUCCUGAAUGGUAGGGAGGCAGAAAGAGGAGGAGAGGAAGAAGGGAAGGCAGGAGAAGGGACAAGAGGUGAACUUUUCACUGACAGAUGUCAACACCACAACACACCGGGGAACCGGGGUGACGCUGCUCCGAGGGUGGAGCAGGGGAAACGCCACAGCAUAAAGCUGCGUGAGAGACUCUUCCAGUUUCCUCUGUGUGAGAAAGCGUUGGCCUUCAACCUGCCCACACAUAACAAGCCCAAGAUCCUCCCCUUGGCUCAGUACAACUGUUGCCAUGUGCUCUAAGUGGAACCAGGCUUGGUGCUGUCUGUCAUGCUGCCCUCUCACUUGAGACUCGCAGGAUGUUUAGCAGUCAGCAGGUGGUUGUGGACUGAGCACAAGCCCUGUGAGUGGGCAGCCCACUGAGCUCCCUGCUGAGCCUCUCACUGCAGCAAACAGGUGUACAGCUUCAUGCUCACAGACACUCGCUUUAUAGAAGCCUUUUCAUGUCAUCAACAUCGAUUUAUGCUAGACGUGUACAGGUAUAGAAUAGUCUAAUGUGUAGCUUAGACCAACAAUGAAAUGAACUGAAGGCAACAGAUCCACGUUAUGACUGCAGCAGUGGUUACUUUUAGUGAAUAAGCUAUUUAAUGUGUUCAAAAUGUGCCUAGAAUGAUCAAAUGAGUUUCAUACUGUAUGUGGUCACUGUCAUUUCAGUUCUGACUGAAAAAUCUCCAAAGGUCAGAAAGUUCUCGCACGUGCACUCAGCAGAUCCGUAGCUGAAUUGGAAUAAAGUUUUAACCAGCUUCCGCUGUAGAGUCGCACCGUUUCCUCUUCUUGUUGCACAACCUGAUUCUCAUGUUUUUUUAAAAGCUCUUGAUAUAAGAUGUUCAAAGAAAGGCUGCUAUGCUAGGAUAAACCAUAAUAUAAUAUACGCUUCACAGCUUAAUCUUGAAGUCUUAUCGAUAUGGUGACCUGUCCUGAUAUACUGUAUGAUAAUGUGUAGGUUCAUUACUGGGAUGCAGGUCUUCCAUGGGAUGCGAAGGUUUUUAUUAUACCCAACAUUUUUAAAUAUUUAAUUGUAACUUUUAUUUUGAAAGGUGUUCCAUGAUAUCCAUUUUUAUACAGGGUGACAAAAAUAUGUGACUUUGUGCAUGUGUUAUGGUUAAUUACCACAGUAUACCUCCAUGUGUCUUGAAUCUGACAGGACGUUGUUGUUGUGUAACCUGCUGAAUGACGCUUUGCACAGUGUGACUACUGUACCUAGUAGUUCUCUACAAGCAGCAUCCUGGGAUUCAUUAAUAGAUUUAUCCUUUAGACAACAUGAAGAGCGAUGUUACUUUCAUAGCUCAGGGCUCUCCUGCAUGGUUGUAUUUGACCAUAUGGUGCCUCCUUGUUUUUAUUUUUCCAAACGUUUUUCUUUCUCAUUCAAAUGUGAAGUGUACGGUUGUGUAGAGCACAGACACAUCACUGGACAACAAACUGCAUCCUCCUGUUAUAAUUCAGCCAACGGCUUGUUUGUUGCUCGCCAGGGCUUCAUGCAACUGCAUUUUAAACUUCUGAUCGGACGGUCUGUACCAAAUAAACAGCGGUUAUCACAUGAGAUCGGAUUAAUCAAUCCAAUGUCAUCAGCUGUGAAAGCAAGAAAUCUGUGCAGAAAAGAGUGAGAGAGAAUCCCAUUGUUUGUUCCUGUGUGAUUGCAGCCUGUCUGCCCUAAGUGUGUCUGUCUGUCUGUCUACUGACCUGCAUCGUAACUAGGACUACAUCCAUAUGGAGCUAUGACCUUAUUUUUCUGUAUUUAUUUAUUAAAAUGGGUCAAAUUGAUGAGA
Messenger RNA from Betta splendens (Siamese fighting fish), 3837 nucleotides. RefSeq names its product SNF related kinase b (gene snrkb). Gene Ontology annotation, cellular component: cytoplasm. NCBI's taxonomy places the organism in Eukaryota, Metazoa, Chordata, Actinopteri, Anabantiformes, Osphronemidae. Gene Ontology annotation, biological process: microtubule cytoskeleton organization; intracellular signal transduction; protein phosphorylation. Gene Ontology annotation, molecular function: protein serine/threonine kinase activity; tau-protein kinase activity; ATP binding. Bases 521 to 2314 code for a protein of 597 amino acids. The transcript is spliced from 5 exons. The record is from RefSeq and is a predicted model, not a curated record.